Diabrotica virgifera virgifera (western corn rootworm) is the source of this 5601-nucleotide messenger RNA. RefSeq lists its product as uncharacterized. NCBI's taxonomy places the organism in Eukaryota, Metazoa, Arthropoda, Insecta, Coleoptera, Chrysomelidae. The record is from RefSeq and is a predicted model, not a curated record. The transcript has 15 exons. Gene Ontology annotation, cellular component: spliceosomal complex. Gene Ontology annotation, molecular function: RNA binding. The coding region runs from base 297 to 5540 and encodes 1747 amino acids. Gene Ontology annotation, biological process: regulation of mRNA splicing, via spliceosome.
CAAUGGUCGAUAAAUUCAGCAACUAUAAAAAUAUAAGGAUACUGAUUGCCUAUUAAUCCUUCUUUAGCAAGUUCUGAUUUCUCAAAAUAUAUUUUUCUAUUUUUGGAUAUAAUAAUUACGUCCAUCAGUUAAUUAAGCAGUGAUCUCCUUAUUUUCCAAAGUCGGCAAUCUUGUGUUGUGAUAUGUGGCGGUAUAUUUAACACUACCUUUAGAAUUUGUAGUACAUAGCUCCAACGAAAUUCCUUUUUGAGAUAUUUCGACGUUUUGGAAGCCCUGGUCAGUGUAGUGCUUUAAAAAUGGAACCCUGUGCUCCGGGCACUGAAGAUGAUCCUCCGAUCAUGUUUUCGACACUAACAAUGAAGGAAAGCGAGCAGCAGCGGAUACUCGGCUUGAAGGGAUUCUUAAAGAACCGUAAAUAUGGAAACGUCUUUGAAAUGUCGUUCUCCAAUGGCGUCGGGCAUUGGUAUUGUAAUAUAUGCGAGUGUCCCGUCAUGGGACGUGUUUUUCCACAUGAGAUUGGUCGAAGACACAUGCAUAAUAUGGCUUUUUUGCAAAAUUCUAAUUCCGCUGAAGAUGAAGAAAAUAAACCUUCCGUUGUUGAAGAGCGGGUAGUCGUGGAGGUAGCACCAGGAGAACCUUUGCCUCCCGGUUUUGAUGAAGCUGAUAGAGUAGCACAAAUUCAGGAACGCCUUGAUGGAUUUAAAUCGGGACCGCUAGUAGCUCUAGAAUAUCUCUUCGAACUACAGGAUGAUGAUCCCAGUAAAGAACCAUUCUAUUUGUGCCUAUUGUGCGAUAGAAAAGGCGACCCACGAACUAUCUUUAUUCAUUUGUCUAGCUAUAAACACAUUUCUCAGUAUUUGCAAAAACAUUUUCCGACUUGUUGGCGUCUUCUUGUUCCUUACAAUACCAAACAAUACAGAAUGAAUUGGCAAAAUGCCUUACAGAAAGUCGCUGAAGGUAUAGAACAAAAAUUUGGACGUCUCAAGCCUUUUCCUAUCGACAAAGAUAAAUUUGAAAAAGAUAGAAUGCAUUAUCUAGAGCUUGUUGUCAAAGGACAUCAUUUUUCUGAACGUAGUGGCUAUACAUUUGAAGAAUUGAUCAUACAUGAUGAGCUAACAAAAACCCAUGAAGGCGAUGAUCGAAGUUAUGAAUCUUCCAUUACUAAUAAUUGGGGCAUUGAGAAACCAGUUAAAAAACGAAGUCCAUCACCACCUGUAGUUGAGACGCCAUUGAGGAGAAGUAAGAAAAAACAAGAGCCAGCUUUUAUGCAAGCUUCCGAUAAGCCACAAGACAAUAAGCCUGGUAUAACAGCUACUCGCCCUGGUAUUAGAAGAAGGUCUUUGUCUAGUGUAUCUAGUUUUUCAGAUCUAAGCGAUGGAGAAAAAAAAGUUCCAAAUCAAAAUAAUGAUCGAAAGAUACCCCUUGCAGCAGGGGGCAGACUUCCACGAAGUAGAUCAAGAGGUAGAUCUCCACGUAAGGGUCCUCCUUAUGCCAGCCGCAGACUUAGCCCUAGACGAAGAUCUCCGUUUAGGCGUAGAUCGCCAUCACCUAGACGUCGUUCUCCACUCCGUCGUUCUCCACUCCGUCGUUCUCCAUUAACGCUAAGACGUCGUUCUCCGUUAUCGCCAAGACGUCGUUCUUCGCUGACUAAGGUAUGUAGAUCCCCGAACAGAAGAAGAUCGCCAUCUCCUAAACACAGACGUCGUUCUCAAUCUCCCACUUACAAGGAAGAACAAGAAAGAGAAAAAAUAAGAAAAGUUGAAGAGUUUGGAAAACUUUCAAGGGCAAUUGAAAAUGAUAUGAUUAAAACUUUAAAACAACAUGAGAAAAAUCCCGAAAAACAUCCUCAAUACAAUGAAGAAUGGAAGAAGUUUUGGAAUACAAGGUACAAAGAAUUAAAGUUGCAAGGUGUUGACGUUAGCAAAUAUGAUUUUAAACCAGAAUGGAUACAAUUUUGGAAUAAACGCAUGGUAGAAUUACACAGCGACGAAGUGAGAAAAAGAAAAGAUGCUUUGAGGAAUCGUUUAGGCCUUCCCGCCAUUACUUUUAAAAUUGAAGCUGAAGCAGCAGUUAAUACUGUACCCGAAAUUGCUAAACCACUUCCGAUGGCAGCUCAACCAGAUCAAGAUGAUGAAAUUAUUCUUAUUGAGGAUAAAAAAGAUUAUUCAAAAGACAAAAAUUCUGUGGGACAAAAAGGUAUUGGUCCACAGCAACAGAAACUUCGUUCUCAGAGUCCAAAAUCAAGAGGCAGAAAAAUACGAAAUAGUCCUAAACGUAUUAAUCGUUCAAGAUCUAGAAAUCGUUCAAUGUCAAGAGACUUAUCUGCCGGUAGACGAAAUCGUUCUAUAUCGAGAGAUUUAUCUUCCGGUAGACGAAAGCGUUCUAUAUCUAGAGAUUUAUCUUACGGUAGACGACCUUCUCCACUGAAUUCAAGGUCGAGGGACUAUCGAGGUAGAGAUUACAAAAUAUCCAAGUCACCCUUCAGAAAUCGCUCCCGUUCUAGAAAUCGUUCCCUUUCCAGAAAUCGUUCCCGUCCCAGAAAUCGCUCCCGUUCCAAAAAUCGCUCUCGUUCCAGGAAUCACUCCCUUUCCAGAAAUCGCUCCCGUUCCAGAAAUCGCUCCCGUUCCAGAAAUCCUCGUUCCAAAAAUCGAUCACUUUCCAGAAAUCGAUCUCUUCCUAAAAAUUCACCAGUACGUCGAAGAUCCAAAUCCAGAGAGAGGAGUUGGGAAAGAAAGAAACCGGUGAGGGAAACCUCGUUUGAAAGAGAUUUGAAAGGAAAAGAUAGAAUAAGAACUGUAGCUGAUUUACCUUGGAAUGUUAGACCACAUCCUUACCAUAUGCCAAUUAUGCGUGAAAGAAUGCCCAUGGAUGUGAGAGCUCCAUCUCCAGAAGAAGAGGAUGACAAUACAGAAGUUAAUGUGGUCAUAGUUCUUCGUAUUCUUACUGCAGUCGAAGAUCGCUUAGGAUCCUUAGGACCCAAAAUUAUUGAUCUUUUAGCUCAAGCUUUAGCUUUGGAAAAAAAUGAGGCCAAUAGCUCGGAUCAGUUACUUGACAACGAUAUAAAUUGUGUUUUGUUUGAAACGGUGAAAGAAAAAUUGAAAGGUCAAAUGAUUGCUGGGCUAGUAGACCAUAUUCAACAGCGAGCGUUCAAAAAAGCUAUAAAGAAGAUAGCAGCUUUAAUGCACGAGGCUGGUCAAAGAAAGAAAAACCGAGAAAAACUUCUUUCUAGGGAGGAUUUCGGACAAAACUCUAGUGGUGGCGUAGAUAAAGCUGCUAUUGCUAGACAAAUCGCCAACGCGCUUGUAGCUCAAGGAAAAACAGAUGUAACACAAGCUGAAUUGGAACAACUUAUAAAUGCAGUGGUUGCCAUGGCAGAAGCAUCGAAAGUUACAACUAAGCCUGUAACAACUGCAGGAUUCCUACAAAUGAUGACCGGUCCAGGAUCUCAAAAUAAAGAAAACGCUAACUUAGAUCAAAGUCCGGGGAAAAAUACUACAAGUAAUAUGGAAAACCUAUCAGAUUCAGAUUUACAGACACUUUUACAGAAUUUCAAAGAUCUUUCGACUGAAGAACAACAGAAUCUAAUAAAUUAUUUAAAAAAGCUAGAGCUCCAAGAACCCGACCGAGUAGAAAAAUUAAGGAAAUUUGUCAGUUUAGAUUCAAAUUCUAAAGAUAAAGAUGAUCAAAAAGAAACAGAAAACGUCAGUGAUGAAGAUAAGCCAAACCCUAAGCAUGACCAAAAGAGUCCCGGUUCAAUUAAUAAUAGUAAUCUUGUUAACAUUGAUUCUGAGGAGGAAAAUGAAGACGAGGAAAGAAAAGAAAAAGAAUCAGAUAAACAGGUUAAAAAGGUAACAGUAGAUUCUGAUGAAGAAGAAUAUACAUUUGACGAUGUUGUUAAAUCAGUCAAAGAUAAGGAAAUUGAACGAACAAAAACUGUAUUAGAAGAUAUUCUCAAGUAUGAUAGCGCAAAACCUAAUGUAAAGAGUGCUAAAGACUUAAUAUCAGAUCUUAUGAGUAAUAUUAUCAAGAAAAAUGCUUCUACAUCAAAAAGUGCUGAUUUAUUAGGAUUGGGGAAAGCUCCUGCAUCUAAUCCUUCUAUGCCGAAUGUUGAUUUAAGUAAACUAUUAAAUAUUAAUGUUGCAAGUCUCGCUAGUAUAGUAAAUAACGUUAAAAGUAUGACUUCAAAUGACACCACUAUGACAAAUAUUACCCCUGGAUCACCAAAGCGAAGUCAACACAAAUUAAAUUUCGAUCUUUCGCAACUAAAAUCAGACGAUAAUAAGGUUUCGUUAGAUGUAGACAAUGCUUUAGCAUUCGGUGGACCAAAUAAAUUUGGUGCUACUCGGCUUGGUCCAGGUAAUUUUGAUAAAUUUCCACUCGAUCAAAAUAGAUUGUCAGUUGGCGGUCCAGGUAUGAUGGGAACAAGAGUUCCUGAACGAUUGGGGCCUGGACCUGGAGGACCAAAUAUGUUUGGACGUGGAGAACAAGAUAGAUUUGGACGUGGAGGGCCAGACCGUUUUGGUCCUGGAGGACCAGAUCAGUUUGGUCCUGCAGGACCAGAUCGGUUCGGAUCCGGAGGACCAGAUCGGUUUGGACCUGGGGGACCAGAUCGAUUUGGACCCGGACCAGAUCGACUUGGCACCGGAGUUCCGGAUCGGAUUGGACCUGAAGGCCCCGAUCGGAUUGGACCUGGAGGACCCGAUCGGUUUGGACCUGGAGGACCAGAUCGGUUUGGACCUGGAGGACCCGAUCGGUUUGGACCUGGAGGACCCGAUCGGUUUGGACCUGGAGGACCCGAUCGGUUUGGACCUGGAGGACCAGAUCGGUUUGGACCUGGAGGACCAGAUCGGUUUGGACCUGGAGCACCAGAUCGAUUUGGACCUGGAGCACAAGAUCGGUUUGGACCUGGAGGACGCGAUCGUUUUGGACCUGGAGGACCAGAUCGGUUAGGACCUGGAGGACCAGAUCGGUUAGGACCUGGAGGACCAGAUAGAUUAGGAGCUGGAGGACCAGAUAGAUUAGGACCUGGAGGAUCGGAUCGGCUUGGACCAAGCGGUCCCGAUAGAUUUGGUCCUGGCGGUUCCGAUAGAUUUGGCCCUGGCGGUUCUGAUAAAUUUGGACCGAACACUCAAGAUAGACUAGGACCUGGAGGACCACCUAAGAGAUUCGGAGUUGAUGGUCCGGAUAAAUUUGAUAUUCCUGGACCAGAUAGAUUUGAUACAAGAGGUCCGGUUAGGAUGCCUGCAGGACCAGAAAGAUUUGAUGCUGGAGGCUCCAAUAGAUUUGGGGGGCCAAAUAGAAUGGAAGAAAAUCUUGAAGGCUUUGGCGGUCCUGAUAGGGGAUUCGGUCAUCCCGAUGGUGGGAUGGCAGGACUUGGAGCACCAAGAGGUAUGGGUCCUAGAAUGAGUGCACCUAAUGGUCCGAGGGCAGCCAAUCCUCACUUUAAUAGAGGUGGACCAAGACCAGGUCCAAGAGGUUUACAGAGAUUGCCAGCUCCAGGUUUCAAUCGACCAGUUGGAGGUUUUAAUAAUAGGUGGUAGAUUUGAAUAGAUAGUUGUAGUAAAAUAGAUGUAUUAAUAAAUAUUUCUGACCACACUUGAA